AUGGAGAACUUCCCGUACCUGGGCAGUUCUCUCUCCCGCAACACCAAGAUCGACGACGAAAUCGCCAACAGUAUCUCGAAAGCCAGUCAAGCCUUCGGUCGCCUCCAAAGUACAGUUUGCAAUUGCCACUGUCUUCAGCUGAGCAGCAAGCUGACGAUGUACAAGGCCGUCAUCCUGACGACACUUAUGUAUGGAGCGGAGACUUGGACGGUGUACGCAAAGCAGGCACGUCAACUGAACCACUUCCACCUCAGUUGUCUGCGUCGCAUCCUGAGGCUAAAGUGGCUGGAUCGAAUCCCAGACACUGAUGUGCUGGAACGGACGGGAAUCCUCAGCAUCUACUCCAUACUGAGGCAAAUUCAGCUGCGCUGGAGCGGCCACCUGGUGCGCAUGGACGACGAGCGACUACCCAAACGACUCUUCUACGGAGACGUCGCGACGGGUUCUCGCCGUCAAGGAGGCCAAAUUCGCCGUUGCAAGGAUACCCUGAAGUCCUCGCUGAAACGCCUGCAAAUCAACCCGACCAACUAA
Molecule: messenger RNA, 531 nt
Organism: Spirometra erinaceieuropaei
Lineage: Eukaryota; Metazoa; Platyhelminthes; Cestoda; Diphyllobothriidea; Diphyllobothriidae
Source: the annotation of a GenBank genome assembly